GUUCUUAAUUUUAAUUUAAAUUAAACGUAAUGUACCUAAUUACUAUUUGGAUUUCCCUUUGGCAUAAAUAGCCAGGGAACAUAACAUCAAAAAUCCCAGACUUUCGACACAAUAUACUACUGAUCCUAACACAAUUCUAGAGGGUCAAAAUGGUAGAGAAGUUUGGACCUUGGGACAAAGACCUCGUGCAACGUCGACUCAGCGUCUCAGGGCAGCCAAAGCCUACUCAGAACUCCCUAAACGCGGAGUUUAAAGUGGGGACGCUGAAAGGCUUGGGAAGAGACAGGAAGUCCUCAGGCGAACUCGCCAUUCAGAAGCAGAACUGUGGCUUCUUCCGCCUCCAGCGUCAUCGGCCCCCAAUCCGCUGUAACAAACGGCUAGCGCCUCCUAGCAUCAAACAAUGAACUUGGAAAUCAGUUUGCGACCACGCAUCUACGCCUCUUCUGGUAAACGAGGCAGUGGGGUCCAACGGUAACAACGUCAGAAUCGUAUCUCUCGGUGGGUCACUGCAAACGCCUACCUGCAACGGAACAGUUAUCUCGCGAGACGACGGGUCCCCAAAAGGCACAAACCUAGCGCAAAGGUUGGUUGUGAAGGUAGAUUCAGGGUGCGGAAGGGGCUUUGUGGUGCCACCUCUAACCGCUCAGAGGUUAACCCCGAUUCUACACCGAAAACUAGGCCUUGGCUGCUAUGGAAGGGCAGCAGGAGCAAGAGAGCCACGCAACCCUAGCACUCGCCCAGGCUCAUUUCAACAGGGGCGAGUACGCGGAGGCCGAAGCGCUAUACUCCGCUUACAUUCGCCAGUGCGCCUGCAUGUCCUCCAGCGGCUUGAGUCCCGGGAGCAAAUGCAGCCCUGAGGAUUUGGCUACUGCAUAUAACAACAGGGGGCAAAUCAAGUACUUCAGGGUUGAUUUUUAUGAAGCCAUGGAUGACUACACAUCUGCCAUAGAAGUCCAACCCAAUUUUGAAGUUCCAUAUUACAACAGAGGGUUGAUACUGUAUAGGCUGGGAUAUUUUGAUAAUGCUUUGGAAGAUUUCAAGAAGGUAUUAGACUUAAAUCCUGGAUUUCAAGAUGCUACUUUGAGCUUAAAACAGACUAUUGUAGACAAAGAAGAAAAACAAAGAAGAAAUUUUGAAAAACAUUGAAAUUUGUAACUUAAUUCCUUACAUCUGCAUCUAGUUAUCAGUAAUUUAAAAUAGAUAUUGAGCUAUUUUGAUUUAUAUUUAAGAAAUUUAUACAUUAGCAUUGAAAGUUAAUGUGUUUAAGGUAGUUAAUUUCAGGUUUAAUGUUUUUUUUAUGAAGUGUAAAUAUCAAUGUAUAUGUGUAUAUUAUUAAAUAUUACAGUAAAAAGGAAUGUGUGGUGUUUUCUUCAGUAAAACUAUUUUUGUAAUUUUUUUUUAUUCUCAACUUUUUAUUUUAAAAAUGUUAUAUCUACAGAAAAGUUGAAAGUAUAAUGAAAUACAAAUUCUUCAAUUAGAUUCAUUAGUUGUUAACAUUGUGCCACAUUUGCUUUUUCUCUAUAUUUAAAUAUAUAACUUUUUGCUGAACCCUUUGAAAAUAAGGUGCAGAGAUCACAGUACUUCACCUUUAAAUAUUUCAGCCUACGUUUUCUGAAAUUGAAGACAUCCUCCUUUAUAACCACACCACCAUUAUAAUACCUAAUAAAAUAAGUAAUUCUGUAAUGUCAGCCAUUC
Messenger RNA from Cebus imitator (Panamanian white-faced capuchin), 1695 nucleotides. RefSeq names its product tetratricopeptide repeat domain 32 (gene TTC32). Gene Ontology annotation, molecular function: identical protein binding. The record is from RefSeq and is a predicted model, not a curated record. The coding region runs from base 691 to 1146 and encodes 151 amino acids. Lineage: Eukaryota; Metazoa; Chordata; Mammalia; Primates; Cebidae. The transcript is spliced from 3 exons.